This is a messenger RNA of Ficedula albicollis (Collared flycatcher), 2486 nucleotides long. It is a transcript of the gene ASB9, whose product is annotated as ankyrin repeat and SOCS box containing 9. The record is from RefSeq and is a predicted model, not a curated record. The coding region runs from base 224 to 1129 and encodes 301 amino acids. Lineage: Eukaryota; Metazoa; Chordata; Aves; Passeriformes; Muscicapidae. The transcript has 7 exons. Gene Ontology annotation, molecular function: protein binding. Gene Ontology annotation, biological process: positive regulation of protein catabolic process; intracellular signal transduction; protein ubiquitination.
GCAGGGCAGCCCGGGAGUGUUUCGUUAAACCCCAGCCAGGGUUGGGUUUGUGCCCAGAGCUGCCGGCACCCCGUCCCGGGUGUGCAGGGUCCGCGGGGCCGAUGCGUGCGGAGCCUGCGCCGGAGAGCGCUGCGGCCGCCGGGGGCUCUGCGGGGACCGUGGAGUUGGAACUCUGGAAACCAACCACGGAGUGAGAAACAGCGGCUGGGCACACAGGGCUGAGAUGGGCGAUGAGAGAACAGGUCAAAAUGCCAGCAAAUUGCAGGGAGCUGGAGGCCAGGCGGCUCCAUCGAGCCCGCUGAUGAGGGACUUUGUUUCAGACUGGUCUCCUUUACAUGAAGCCUCUAUCCACGGGCGCCUGCUUUCUCUGAAGAAGCUCAUUGAACAGGGGAAUGCUGUCAAUCUUGUGACAGCAGACCAGGUGUCUCCUCUCCAUGAAGCCUGCCUGGGGGGUCACGCUGCCUGUGCCAGUGUCCUGUUAAAACAUGGUGCUCAGGUGAAUGGAGUGACUGUUGAGUGGCACACACCACUGUUCAACACCUGUGUCAGUGGCAGUGUGGCUUGCUUGAAUUUACUGCUGGAGCAUGGAGCCAGCCUACACCCAGCCUGUGACCUGGCCUCCCCCAUCCACGAAGCUGCUAAGAGAGGCCAUGUGCAAUGUGUCGAACUCCUUGCAUCCCGUGGGGCAAAUAUAGAUCACAACAUCAAGCACCUGGGCACUCCUCUUUAUGUAGCAUGUGAGAACCAGCAACUGAACUGUGCCAAGAAGCUGCUUGAGUCAGGAGCGAAUGUGAACAGUGGCAAGGGCCUGGACUCCCCUCUGCACACAGCUGCCAGGAACUGCAGUGUGGAGCUGGUGAAGCUGCUGAUGGACUUUGGAGCAGAUGUUUGGGUGAAGAAUGCUGAAAACAAGAGGCCGGUGGAGCUGGUCCCACCUGGCUGCCCUGUGGGCCAGCUGUUCCUGCAGAGAGAAGAAACGGGUCCUGCUGCCACAAACCAAAGUGCAUUUGUGACCACUCUGCUCUCUUGGGUGCUCCACUGGGGAGAUCAGCUGCCUGAUUCAUGUGGGAGCAAGGAUGCUGAGACUCCAGCUCUUCUUCCCCUCGCCCUGUUUCCUUCUGGGCUCUAAACCAAAGUGAUCUGCAUCACCUGGGAGCAGCAGCAUCCCCUCUCCCUGAGGGGCUGCUGUGUCACCCUGAGCUGAAGGGAUAGCCACACACUUUGGUGCUUCUGGAGAGCCUUUCUCACUUGGCUGUGGAGACUCCAUAAGAGUGGGCUGGGAGUGCAGAAACUGCUGACAUCACUGACACCAGCAGUGAGAGAUACAGAGUCCUCAUCUCACAAGUGGAGAGACUGGCAGCCUUCAAAUCUAUGAAAGCUGAUUUCGGUGUUCACCAGUGUGAGCAGUGCCAGCCUGCUGUGUGCAAGUGGAAGGUUAGAGAGGGCAGAUCAAAUGCUACCUGGAUGCUGGUAUUUGAUAUAAAUCACAAUUCAAAUCCUUGUCUGCCCAACAUGACUGCUGGCUGUAGGUAUCCAGUGUGAUGGUUUGUUUGCUUUGUGCUGACCAAACACAGUACAGUUCUGUGGGACACUACAUUGUACUCUAGUGGGACAAAAUUACAAACACAGCUAGGUCUCUAACUCCUCUGGUGAUAGAGACACUUGGGCAUGUGUCUCUUAUCUGAUCCAAUUCAUCACACAUAUUUGAGGCAUGUAAAAAUUAACUGGCUGGUUUAAGAUGGCCUUCUAGAUGGUUUCCCUCAUGCCCAAGAAGAAAAGUAGACAUCUGUCUUUGCAGAGGUUGAAUAAAAGGUAUCUGGGAUGGGAAAGGUGUAUUCUUCUAAAAUCAGUGUCUUGGUUAAGCUGAAUCUGCAUUGAGCAGGCAAGGAGUGGACAAAGAACCUAGUGCUUAACUUUUGGACAUUAAAGUGUGAAGAAUCUCUGCUUUGGUGACAGUGGCAAGCUGGAGAUAUAUCUCAUUAAAUUGUAGAUGAUGAAGAACAUUUUUAUACAUGCUAAUUUUCCUUUUGCCUUUAGGCAUCUUAUUUUGUAACUUCAACUGAUGGGUUUAUAGGAGUAAUGAUAAUACCAGGAGGAAAUUGCUCUGAGAAUCAGGUGAGAGUGUUGCUUCUAGUUUGCUUUUCUUAUGAAAAUUUAAUGGUAUAACUGUUUACUUGAGUUUCUCUGCCCAAGUGUAAUUAGGAUGAAUUCUGUAUGCUCAGCUUGUAUCAUCUCAGUGUGCUUACUUAUUUAUUUUCAUAAAAAUUGUGGUCAACACUGGUGAAUUACAGCUUUAUGCAUCAACACUUAUCCAGAUAUAAACAGUAAAAGUACAAGAUGCAAACUGAAUAAGCUCAUUAUAGGUGAGGUUUGGAUUUUUUUUUCUAUAUUUGAAACCAUUCAAAAUGUAAUGCAGAACUUAAAUGAUUGUCAGGAAUAUAUUUUAUCAGAUUCAUUCAUAUUUUUAUAUUAAGAGUUUAACGGUA